AUGCUAAACUGUAUCAAGAAUGCAUUACUAUACAUAAAAUUGAAGCAUGUUCCACUCGACACUAAACUUUGCGUUGUCACCAUAUUAAAAGAAUUACUAAGUAUUGUGUUCUAUAUCAUAUUUACCUUGUCAUAUUUAGCCCAUUCAGUGGAGGCAGAGACAGAUAAAAAGAAAAUCGCAUUGGCAAAUUUAAAUAAAUGCCACGAAGCGUUAGAUUUGGAGACUUCAAUAACAACGGCAAUGCUUUCAUCUUGUUUUAAAGCGAGCAACGCGAUAAUAAAAGCAGAGGACACUUGCUUGACAAUGGCAGCAUCUGGUUAUUAUGAUGAUGUGUUUUAUUGCUCUGUUUUGCAAAUAGAAGUACCAGUUCGAAGAGUUUAUGUGUGCCGCCUUUUUGAAUCUGGUGGAUUUCAAGGAUAUUUUCAUAACGAAGGGCAGUGUUUUAUUCAGCAACGCUUAGGUUUAACGAAUGACCUGUUACCCUACCAUGUCUAUACAAUGGAUGAUGUCAACAUGGAAAAAAUCAGAUCUAGAAAAUUAUACCAAACAAUGCGCAAUUCUGAAAAUUGCAACGAAAAAAAGAAGAAUGUAACUUCAAGGAAUAUAAAAGGCAACAAAAAUAGUUUUUACAAUACUAUGAGCUCGAUUAUGCCAACCAUACAGUCAGAAAAAGUGAAAUGUCUAUUUGUUUUUGGUAUUACGUUGCACAACAGCCAAAAGUUUGAGGCAAAUGAAAAUAAAAUUGAGAAUCGUCACGUUAUAUGCGAUAAUAAAGAAAUUUGUUCAACACUCCAACCUCAAAUUGUCAAAUAUCGUUCCAAGUCAACAUUUUCACAAAGCAUACGGAGAUGUCUCCUUCAGCAAUAUCCCUCUGUGAUUUCUCUGAACGAUCAGUUUUCUAUUAUUUCAUCUUUAUCAAACCACCAUCGGUGGGACUGGCCUGCUAGUUCCUCACAAUUGAAGUAUGAACAACGGUUUUCCACAUCUAUGAAGUACUAUCCCGGGUCACCAAGAAACCGGAUCAUACAAGCAUGGUGUUACAGAAAUGACCCAGGAAAUAUAAUUGACGCGUGCCUGAACAAUUUGUUCGGUUCCAAAUGCGAAAUUCCGUAUUCAAAAAAGAGGUCUGGAGAACCUUAUCGGAAACGAUAUCCUGUUGCAGUAAGGUCAAAACAAGCGGCAACUAUAACACCAGCCAUUUAUCCAAACUUGGCAGAUGAUUACGGAACAAAUCUUUAUAAAUAUUUCUGUGGUGAAUUAUUCCGUCAUAACCGUCUUCACUGGAGAUUAAGAAACGAAAAUAAACAAGUUGUUGCUAUGGGUGGUUACAACAGCUACAGUGGAGACUUUAUGCUUCUUACAAUCAUUACAUAACAAUAUACGCCAGACAUAGACGGACGGUAACAACAGACACGGUUACGAGCUAUUAAUUUUUUUCCUACUUUUAUUUAUACUGAUUUUUUGCCUUAAAAUGUUCUCCACCUAUAAAUAACAUUUUAAU
Messenger RNA from Hydractinia symbiolongicarpus, 1501 nucleotides. RefSeq lists its product as uncharacterized. The record is from RefSeq and is a predicted model, not a curated record. The coding region runs from base 1 to 1374 and encodes 457 amino acids. The transcript is spliced from 5 exons. Lineage: Eukaryota; Metazoa; Cnidaria; Hydrozoa; Anthoathecata; Hydractiniidae.